ACACCACUCUAGGAGGCCUCCAAACCUCCCUCUUCCCUGGCCCACCUCCCUGUCCCUCUACCUUGCUAACCCCUCUCCCGGCAUGGAUCUAAAGGACCGUCGGGGGCAGCAGAACCAGCAGCGCUCCCUGACCAGGGCUCUGUGUGGUCAAGACCCCCAGAACACUGCAUCUUCCCUGGACACAAAGGAGUGCCGCGUGCCCACCCAGAAGUCCUACAGCUCCAGUGAGACGCUCAAGGCCUUCGACCAUCACGACCAGAGGCUGGUCUACGGAGGAUGCACUGUGGCUGAUCUGGUGCACCACAAGGCGGAUGAGUACAACAGGCAAGGCGGUAACUUCCACACCCUGGCUGAACUCGGAGUUUGCGACCCAGGUUCCGUUCACCCUGCAGUCCCUGCCUACUGUCCUGACCUAAGCUUGCUCCAGAGGGGCUACUCCCUCAGCGCAGGGUCAGACCCUAAUGCAGAUUCUGACCCAGAGGGGCCCCUGUCCCCAGAGAGAGCCAUCCAGCUGUGGGGAGGAGGACCAGGAGGAGGAACAGGAGGAGGGGUGAAGAGCAGACACAGCUCAGGACUGUCCAGCAGAGAAAACUCAGUGCUCACUCUCACUGACUCAGACAACGACUACAAGUCUGACCACGAAUCAGGUAGGCCCCUACCUCCUCCCUCCUCCCCCUCUGCCCCUCCCUCUUCAUCCCUAUGCCCCUCCUCCUCCUCCUCUCCACCAUUCAGGGAGUGCCAGGUGCCUCUGCUGGAGAAUAACUCCUCCCACUCCCGCUUGGAGCCCCGCUCCCACGAUGACUCAUACCUGCUCAGACACCAAUCCCCCUCCUCCGGAGCUCCUAACCACCUUAGUGGUUCCACUCUGCGACCCCCCCUGCCUCCCCCUCACAACCACCAGACCCUUUCCCACCACCACCACCACUCAUCAGCCAACAGCCUGAACAGGAACACCCUAAGAGGGGGUAGGAACACCAUCCACGCCCCCCCUCCGGUACCAGGGGAUGGGCCCACCUCACCAGAGUCUGUACAGCUACAGGACAGCUGGGUACUGAAUAGUAACGUUCCACUGGAAACCAGGCACUUCCUGUUUAAGACAUCGUCAGGGACAACCCCUCUCUUUAGUAGCUCCUCCCCUGGUUACCCUCUGACCUCUGGGACGGUCUACUCUCCGCCCCCUCGCUUAUUACCCAGAAACACCUUCUCCCGCUCUGCCUUCAAGCUCAACAAGCCGUCCAAGUACUGCAGCUGGAAAUGUGCCGCCGUAUCGGCCAUUACUACAGCCAGCCUGCUGGCUAUACUACUGUCUUACUUUAUAGCCAUUAACCUGUUGGGUCUGACGUGGUACCUGCAGUCCUCUGAAGGCCCUGUGUUGAACAACGGUCUGAGUACUGCAGGUCUAGCUGUCAACAGUGAUGUGGCCACACUGCCCUCCGGAGGCAGAGCUCCUUGGCCAGGUCCUAACAGCAGUAUAGACAGUGGGGAUGUGGAGGUGGGGAGGAGGGUGAGUCAGGAGAUUCCUCCAGGGGUGUUCUGGAGGUCUCUGCUUCACCUGGCCCAGCCACAGUUCCUCAAGUUCAACAUCUCCCUGGGGAAAGAUGCUUUGUUUGGGGUCUACAUCCGCAAGGGCCUGCCCCCCUCACACGCACAAUAUGACUACAUGGAGCGCUUGGACGGUAAAGAGAAGUGGAGUGUUGUUGAGUCUCCUCGAGAACGCCGCAGCAUCCAGACUGUGGUUCUAAACGAAGCAGUGUUUGUUCAGUACCUGGACCCAGGAGCAUGGCAUCUAGCCUUCUACAAUGACGGACGAGAAAGAGAGACCGUCUCCUUCAACACUGCUGUAAUGGACUCGGUACAGGAGUGUCCCCGUAAUUGUCAUGGCAACGGAGAGUGUGUGUCUGGUGUGUGUCACUGCUUUCCUGGGUUUCAUGGCAUGGACUGCUCCAAAGAGGCGUGUCCAGUUCUCUGUAGUGGUAAUGGACAGUAUGAUAAGGGAUCCUGUAUCUGCUACAGUGGAUGGAAGGGAGCAGAGUGUGCCGUCCCCACCACACACUGCAUUGACCCUCUCUGUAGUGGACAUGGGACUUGUACUGGCGGGAACUGUGUCUGCUCCCUGGGGUACAAGGGAGACAACUGUGCCAAAGUGGACUGCCUGGACCCGACCUGUUCUAAUCAUGGUAUCUGUGUGAAUGGGGAGUGCCACUGUAAACCCGGCUGGGGCGGCCCACACUGUGAGCUGCAGCGGGCACAGUGCCCAGACCAAUGCCAUGGCCACGGUGCAUUCAUACCAGACACUGGUCUCUGUAGCUGUGAUCCUAACUGGAUGGGACCAGACUGCUCUGUAGAGGUGUGUUCUGUGGACUGCGGGACCCACGGUGUGUGUUUGGGCGCAGCGUGUCAGUGUGAGGAGGGCUGGACGGGUACCGGGUGUGACCAGCGAGUGUGUAACCCACUGUGUAUCAAACAUGGAACCUGCAAAGACGGCAAGUGCCAGUGUCACCAGGGCUGGAAUGGAGAACACUGCACCAUCGGUAGGUGGGGAGAGGAGGAGGUUAUGCAUGUGAUGUAG
This is a messenger RNA of Oncorhynchus tshawytscha (Chinook salmon), 2569 nucleotides long. Its product is annotated as teneurin-2-like. Gene Ontology annotation, molecular function: protein heterodimerization activity; cell adhesion molecule binding; protein homodimerization activity. The transcript is spliced from 13 exons. The record is from RefSeq and is a predicted model, not a curated record. Gene Ontology annotation, biological process: signal transduction; neuron development; heterophilic cell-cell adhesion. Gene Ontology annotation, cellular component: membrane; neuron projection. The coding region runs from base 83 to 2569 and encodes 828 amino acids. NCBI's taxonomy places the organism in Eukaryota, Metazoa, Chordata, Actinopteri, Salmoniformes, Salmonidae.